Ziziphus jujuba (common jujube) is the source of this 1882-nucleotide messenger RNA. RefSeq names its product E3 ubiquitin-protein ligase RHF2A. Gene Ontology annotation, molecular function: ubiquitin-protein transferase activity. NCBI's taxonomy places the organism in Eukaryota, Viridiplantae, Streptophyta, Magnoliopsida, Rosales, Rhamnaceae. The transcript has 9 exons. The coding region runs from base 357 to 1493 and encodes 378 amino acids. The record is from RefSeq and is a predicted model, not a curated record.
UUCGUGAUGUUGUUUGCGUGGGGGUGGGGGUGAGGUUGGUUUCCAACAUUUUCCAACACAAAAAUUAAAGAAACAAAAAAGAAAAAAACAAACAACUAACCCAUAAUUAAAGGUGAAGGUGGACAUGUAACAUUCCUCCUUUGCCUCUCUUUUCUCCCUCUCUCUCUCUUUCUCUCUGUUUAUUAUUAUCAUUGAAUUCCUCUGGUUUCCAUUUCAUUUUCUCAAAUGCUUCUUUAGUGGGGGGUAUCUGAUUGGGGAAGCCACAGCUCCAUUUUGCUUGCAUUUUCAUGGGCAUUCUCUGAUUCUGCACCCAUUUCCUGAACCUAUAUCUCAUUCUUUUAUUGCAGGUUCUGGAGAUGGAAGAGGCAAACGGAGCCGAAAGUCAUUCGACAUCAGCUGCUGCCUUUGUAGAAGGAGGAGUACAAGAUGCCUGUGAUGAUGCUUGCAGCAUAUGCCUUGAGGAGUUCUGUGAAAAGGAACCUUCAACGAUGACUAAUUGCAGGCACGAGUUUCAUCUUCAGUGCAUUCUUGAAUGGUGCCAGAGAAGUUCUCAGUGUCCCAUGUGUUGGCAAUCCAUUAGUUUGAAGGAUCCUUCCAGUCAAGAAUUACUCAAGGCAGUAGAGCAAGAGAGGAGUUUAAGGGCUACUCCAAGAAAUGCCACUAUAUAUAACCAUUCUCUUGGUGGUUUUGAAGUGCAGCGUUUACCACUUGGUGCUAACAAUGCUGAACUUGAAGAGACAAUAAUGCAUCACUUGGCAUCUGCCGCUGCAAUGGGAAGGCCCCACAAUAUUGGUAGAAGGGAAGGCCAGAGGAUUCGGAUAUCUGCUCGUGGUCGUCCUCACUUAUAUGUAUAUUCCGCUCACCCUAGUGCACUUCCUUCAGGUUCUGUUUCUGCCUCAGGAGCAGACACAGAACCAGCAGCAAUUGCUGUAGCUAGUCCUUCUACCCCACUUCGAUCUAGUGGUGAUGAACCAUCAGAGCAGACUUCACAGUAUCAUUUUGUUCAGACUGAUCGAAAUUCUUCCUUAGCAUCUGGAUCAAAUUGGCGACCAAAUCGUAGAGCAAUUUCCUGUAUAAACCGCUCUGCUAGUCAUUCUUCAUCACUUAAUGAAGAUGAUGAAGCAGGACCAUCAGACUUUCAUUCAUUUUCGGAGUCUCUGAAAAGUAAAUUUAAUGCAAUGUCAAUGAGAUACAAAGAGUCAAUAUCAAAGAGCACAAAAGGGUGGAAGGAGAGGCUGUUCUCUCGUACCACUUCCAUGUCGGGUAUUGGUUCUGAAGUUCGGAGAGAAGUGACUGCAGGAAUUUCUAGCAUAUGGGAGCGGUUCGAAACCAGAGCUGUUGGUAGAGCUGACCAAGUUUCUAUGGGAAAUAACUUGGCUGAUGGUUCCUCUACAGAAGGGAGCAACCAGAACAAUGGAGAGAGACGUGGAAGACACUCAGUGACUCAGAGAAACAUACCUACUAGUUGUGCUGCAAGUUCAGCUUCAGGCUGAGCCUGAAAAGUGUUUCAGCAAUCGCAUCUAUCCUCAGCAUUUCAAUUUUUUGAAGGUGUAACCCUUUUCUCCAGAGACGAGGUGCUGAGGAACAGAUGCUUUUGACACCACAGAGUUAGAGCAUUUCGGGUAUGAAAUUGUGAUGGGUGCAUCCGAAUAAGAGAGGAAGCCUGAAAAAGCUUCCAUUUGGACAGAGACAGAGAAGUAAAGAUGAGUAGUUUCUGUGUAAAUUUGUUAAAUAUAUAGCGCAGGAUAUAUCUAUGUUUUGAACUAUAUGGAUGUUCAGAACUUAGCAUUGGUUGUUUUGAUUCUGAAUAUUCAAAAGCUUUGAUGGAAUUGGAAACCUCUUCACAAAUGUGGUUUUGAAGCUUGCUUUUUAUGUUCUUGCA